Messenger RNA from Pelobates fuscus (common spadefoot toad), 10477 nucleotides. It is a transcript of the gene PRRC2C, whose product is annotated as proline rich coiled-coil 2C. The transcript has 35 exons. Lineage: Eukaryota; Metazoa; Chordata; Amphibia; Anura; Pelobatidae. Gene Ontology annotation, biological process: hematopoietic progenitor cell differentiation. The record is from RefSeq and is a predicted model, not a curated record. The coding region runs from base 370 to 8637 and encodes 2755 amino acids.
CAUCUUUUCUGGCGCCCCGGGUUUCUCUCAGCGGUGUGUGUGUGUGUAUAGAGGGGGGAGCAGCGGGAGCUUUUGGCGGCGAGUGGCUUUACCUGCGGCUUGCCUGAACCCUGUGGGGGCCACUGACGAGGAAACCGCGCGCCUAGCAACCGACGGUCAUCAAGCAGCAACACGACACGCACGGGCCCCCUUCCAAUAGCGUCAUAACUGCGCGCCGGUAUCACCGCCAUUCACUCCGCUGCCGGAAAGCAACUCAUUAAACCCCCCAUUCUCCGAGAAGACGCAGCCUCCCUCCCCCGCCCCCCAGGAUCACACGGGACCAGAAAAGUGAGGCAAAGGCUGUAUCAGACUCGAUGAAUUUCCUUCGACAUGUCGGAGAAGUCAGGCCAGAGCACAAAAGCAAAGGAUGGGAAAAAGUAUGCUACCCUCAGCCUCUUUAAUACAUAUAAGGGAAAGUCUCUAGAAACACAAAAAACUACAGUCGCUGCACGCCAUGGACUCCAAAGCUUGGGAAAGGUUGCUGUUUCUCGGCGUAUGCCACCACCUGCAAACCUGCCCAGUCUAAAAGCUGAAAAUAAAGGCAAUGACCCCAAUGUGAAUAUAGUGCCGAAGGAUGGCACAGGAUGGGCAUCUAAGCAAGAUCAAUCUGAAGAAGAGAAACCACCAGAAGUGCCACCUCCGCCACCAAAACCAGUUGUUCCACCGCCAACAGAGGUCCCUGUUGCCAAGUCAUGGGCCAGUACGAAGCCAGGUGGUCAAGCAGAUGGUAUUCCGGUAAACCGUUACUUUCAGCAAGAGUUUCCCAGUCUGCAGGCAGCUGGGGACCAGGAGAAGACUACAAAAGAGAAGGAUGCAGUGGAUGACAGCCAUGGGCCUGGACUCAGCUUGCGCCCUCAAACUGAUGUGGCCAGCUGGCGGGAAGGUGGAGGAAGAAACCUUGGUACUCCUUUGACUCCCUCUGAACAAGAGAAUGGCACUUCAGUUAUAGAAGAUGCUGAUCCGGGAAAGUCCAGUGAUAAAAGAGAAAACAGGCCAAGUCAUGGCACAGCUCCGCAGCUUAAAUUAAAUGGGCAACAGCCUGGUUUACCCCCUCAGUACAGAGGGAUAAUACCAAAUUUAGCUGGAAAUAUGUUCGCUGCCUACCCAAGACUGCCGUUUCCCCCUCUUCAGCAGCCAACCAGAUAUCCUGCCCCUGCAGAAUCCAACAGGAAUGCCAGAACAAGACCACCACAGUCAUGGGUCACUGGAGGUGUUGAACGUCCUAGUAUCAUUAGUGCUAAUGAGCUGAAAGAGCUGGACAGCUUAGACACCGAAGCAGAUGAGGGCUGGGCAGGAGCUCAAAGUGAAGUGGAUUAUACGGAACAGCUGAACUUCAGUGAUGAUGACGAACAGUCUUCCAGUCACAAAGAUAAAACUGAGAGCAGGGAUGAAAGGAUUGCCAAAACUGAGCAAAUUCAAGAAAAGACAAAUGAAGACACAGAAGGUCAAACCCACAAAGAAACAGAUGAGCGAUUGGUCACUACUUCUCCUGCAGCUUCGGGUCCAAAAGCACUACUAGGCAAAGCUCCUUCUCUUGAUACCCAGGACAGGCGUCAAAUGCCACCACCUCUCUUGGCUCUUGAUAAAGGAAUUCCACCCUUGCUGCAUACGAAAAAUGCACCUCCACAGCACUCUACUCAAGGACGCCAAGUUGCUGCAAGUAGACCGGGUGCUUUACCAUCACGCCCCAGUGAGGAUGAAGUGUGGAAGCAAAGACGUAGUAGGCAGCCAGAAGUUUCAGCUGCAGUGGAGAGAGCACGUAAGAGGCGCGAAGAAGAGGAACGCAGGAUGGAAGAGCAGAGAAAAGCUGCAUGUGCUGAGAAAUUAAAGCGCUUGGAAGAAAAGCUUGCAGCUUCAUCUGCAUCUGCUGCAUCUUCUGAGAAACCUUCAUCUGAGAAACCUCCUGAGGAGAAAGCAACUCCUGAAGAUUUACCUGCUGAAUCUAUGCCUGAAGAGGAGAAAACUCCUAGUGAGAUUGAGGAACAUAUAAAAGAAGUAGAGCCUGACAGAAUAGAGUCACCUGUACAACUAGAUGCUAAACAAGAAGAAGAAGCAGCAGCUAUUCAUAUUGAAGAACAAUUGCCUUCUCAAGACUGUGGAGGUGUCGCUGUUUUGGAAGAGAAAUCAUCAGAUAUAGAUGAAGUCCCACACUUUGACAGGCGAGAGAGCACUUCAAGUGAAACUGAGAACUCCACAGUACCAAUUCCGCUCCCUACCACUGUCUCUAUCCUUCAGCCCCCUUCAAUUCCUCCACCCACGACACCUCUCCCACCCCCCGCUUCUCCAAUACCAGCACCUGUGCUGACCCACGAGAAUGAGUCGGACCCAGGUACCCAACAGCGUCCCUCAGUAUCCUCUGGAUAUUCAAAGCAGUUCCAGAAAUCUCUGCCCCCGAGAUUUCAGAGACAACAGGAGCAGAUGAAGCAGCAGCAGUGGCAACAGCAGCAGCAAGGAGUUAUUUCUCAGAAUACUCAGUCACAGCCAUCUAGUAGUCCCGUACCACCUCCUCAACACAGGCCACUUUAUCAGCCCUUGGGACCACAUCCUCCACAUUUAACUUCUAUGGCCUUUGACCCUCGUUGGUUAAUGAUGCAACCUUACAUGGAUCCCCGUAUGAUGUCUGGACGUCCUGCAAUGGAUAUUCCUCCAAUUCACCCUGGAAUGAUAGCAACCAAGCCAAUCAUUAGACGUGAACCCACUGAGGGCCUGUCAGCUGCCUCUGAACCUUACGAGCACAUAGCUCGGCCUGUUAGAGACCAUGGUGUUCCACUCUCAGAACCCCGUAUAAUGUGGGGAGCCGAGCCUUAUCCACAUCAAGACACUCCGCAGGUUACAACAAAAGCACCAGAAGAAGCUGAAGAUUACAGAUCUGAAGGUCCUGUGGAGCAGGACGUUGUCUCUGAAACCUAUGCGAUAGAACAUAACCAAUUUGACCAACAACCCAAAACUGAAUUUUACCCCAGACCUCGAGAGACAGAACUUCAUAGUACACCAACCCGGCCACCAGAGCCUGCUCCACUAAUCCAGCCUGAAGAGCAAGAAACGGCAGUUUCUAGGUUUGAUCAGCCAGAAAAGCAUGCCUGUUUAGAAGAUAAUACAACUCAGAUUGACAUGCAACCUGUCUUGACUAGGAGUCUUUCUACCGAGUCUUCACACACCAUUAAACAGGAAGAAAGGAGAUCAGAUGCAGUGCAGUUGAACUGUAAAGUUUCUAUUAGGCCACCUGAACCAGCAAAAGAAAUAGUGGAGGAAAAAGCAAGGAAGGACAUUUUCCAGAACCCAAAGCCAUCAGAGGUCUCUAGAAUAGAUAAGCCUUUUAAAUCAAAAUCUGAAACUAGGUGGGGUCCCAGGCAUGGAUCUAGAGGCAGAGAUGAAGGCAGUGAUAGACCUGUGAGAAGGUCUGGUCCAAUUAAAAAGCCUAUUCUCAGGGAUAUGAAAGAGGAAAGGGAACUAAGGAGAGAAAAGGAAGAAGAAAGGUUUGGUCAUGAGAAGCAUAUAAAAUCAGAAAAAGUGGAAAGAAAAUCUCCUCCAAUUCUGCCUGUUCCUGGUCCUCCUGUAUUGGUCAACAAGACUGAGCAAGAUAAACUAAUUCCAGAAGCUUUGGUACCCAAAAUAUCACAAGCAACCACGUUGCAUUCAGAAAAAUCUCCUGAAAGACCUGAGCCCAUGCCACCACAACAUGUAGUCCAACCAGCUCCAGUCAAUCAACCAAGUAAAGAGGACAAGAUUAUACGAAUAGUCAACAAGGAACAUCCUUCUGACAAACCCAAGCCAGAUUUAAGGCCACCACUCUCCUCCCAGCCUCCACCAGGGACAGUACCACAUAGACGAGAGCCUUUUUUACCCCCUAGGGCUUACAGAAAAGAAGCCAGAGACAGAGACUGGUUUCCUGAUCAAGGAUAUAGAGGCAGAGGCCGUGGAGAAUAUUAUUCCAGAGGAAGAAGUUAUAGGGGUUCUUAUGGUGGACGUGGACGAGGCGGCAGAGGGCAGAGUCGGGAUUAUCCACACUAUAGAGACACCAAACCACGAACUGAGCAAGUUCCACCUGGAGCCAUGAGACGUAGGGAAGAAAGUGAAACCCGCAGUGAGAGUUCAGAUUUUGAGGUAGUACCAAAGAGGCGUAGACAACGUGGCUCUGAAACUGACUCAGAUAGUGAAGGCAGAGAGAGUGCAAGCGACACCCCUCUAUCUGACAAGGAGAGUUCCACCAGGAGUAAACCUCAUAGAGAUGAACGAGCAGAAGGAAAAAGGGCACCAAAGUCUGUUUCAGCAGUCAAGUCUGAGCCUGGGGUAUCUAGAUCUGAUGUUAAGAUUCAAGAAAGGCCAUUUUCAAGAGAUGAGGACUCCAAAACAAAGCCUGGCUUCCUUCCUAAAGGUGAACCAUCAAGAAGAGGCAGGGGUGCUGGUGGUUUCCGUCGUGGAGGUAGAGAACCUGGAAUGCGUCCAACUCGACCCCCUCCACCAAGGAGAUCUGGAUAUCGUGAUAAUCAAUGGAUUCCUAGACAACAGGAGUCUAGACCACACCUACCACCUAGAAUGGAUGAAGUGGAAAAUAGACAUAAUCAGGAUUACCAAGCUCUUCCUUCAGGAGAGAAGAGGCCUCCACUGAAAUUUGAGAGGAAGUUUGAUCCAGCUAGAGAGAGACCCAGAAGGCAAAGGCCUACUCGACCACCUAGACAAGAUAAGCCUCCUAGGUUCAGGCGUUUAAAAGAACGAGAAAGGGAGGAUGCUGGCAAGACAGAAGCUACCAGUGCCACCAAUCAAACAGUGCCUGCAUCAAAAAUAGUGCAUGAGGUUCCUUCAGAUUUUUCCGGUAAUAAAACCCCAGAUUUAUCUAAUCAUAACUCCUCGGACCAGGCCAAUGAGGAAUGGGAAACUGCCUCAGAAAGCAGUGAUUUCAACGAGAGAAGGGAAAGAGAUGAGAGGAAAGCAGCCACAUCCAUGAAUACCCAGUCUCCUGCACCAACCAAGGUAUCAGAUGGUUUGGCCCAAUCUCCACCUAAAAGAGAGAGUGCAAAAAGGAGCUUUUCCAGUCAGCGACCUGGCAUGGAUCGUCAGAACCGUCGUAAUACUGGUGCUCCCAAACCUGGUAGACAUUAUUCAGGGCCCAGAGGUGAUAGGCGAAGUGGAACUUCUUUACAGAGGGGGAAAAGAGGACAAAUUGACGACCAAACCCAAACUUCAGUACCUAUGGAUUCUAGUGUCAACAGUAAUUCUCAUCACUAUCACUACCACUCUUACCAACACUCUGAAGAUGUUGGGGGUGCAUCAGGCCAACAAAGGGGGGGAUUCAAGGAAUCAGCUGGCAGAAAGAAAGAUGACACUAAGACGGUUGUCAAGAAGACUAAAGAAAAAGUGGAUGCCUUAUCACAAUUUGACCUUAACAACUAUGCAAGUGUUGUGAUUAUUGAUGACCAUCCUGAAGUAACAACCCUUGAAGACUCACAGUCCAAUCUCAAUGAUGGUUUCACAGAAGUGGUCUCUAAAAAGCAGCAGAAGCGCCUGCAAGACGAAGUGCGCAGAAAGAAAGAAGAGCAAACGGUACAGGUCUGGAACAAAAAGGGGUCAGGUGAGAAAGGGAGAGGUCAGAAUUCCAAACUUCCUCCCAGAUUUGUGAAGAAGCAGCAGCAGCAAGCAGCAGCACUGCAAGCACAGUCCUCUGUGAUAUCUACUCCACUGAAUACUGCCCCGCCUACUGCAUCUGCACCAGCUACAAAUCAGUCUCCAUCUGUACAAUCCCAGACCUCUGCAAGCACGGCCACAAAUGGCUCAGAAUUUACUGGACCUGUCAAAGCUCCACUACCUUCACAGCCACCGAGCACUCUUGGUACAGAGUUGUGGGAAAAUAAGAUGGCUGCUACAAAUGUUCCAAAUGAUAUAUCUAAGAAAUUGGGUAUAAGUCCUCCUCAACCACCAUCCUCCAGUGCAUGGAAUAAACCUCUUACAGGAUUUGUGCCAACUACAAGUGAGUCUUCAAAGAAUGGUCAAGAUGCUACCGUAGACUUGGCUAUGGAAGCUAUACAGUUUGGAGCCCCGGUAUCAAGUAGUAGUGACAAUGAAGCUGCACCUUCUCUCUCAGAAAAAAACAUGGAUUCUUUUCCUGAACCCAAGGAACAGAGGCAGAAGCAGCCUCGUGCUGGCCCCAUUAAAACCCAAAAGAUCCCAGAUCUCAGUCUAAUUCCAAACAAAGAAUAUAAACCUGGGCCCAUUGGUAAAGAGCGAUCUUUAAAGAACCGUAAAGUAAAAGAGGUGCAGCAGGCAGAGCCAGAGAUUCAGGAGAAACAGAUUCCAGCAGCUGUACGAACUCCAGAACCUGCACCAUCAAAGGAGGUUAAAGCAGUGGCAGAGGUGAACUCUGAAAUCAGCAGCAUGCUGUCAGUCUCUGCAGCGGAGUUUGGUGCUACAACAAAGGAAUCUGUAACUGAUUAUACCAGCCCAUCCAGUGCCCUUCCAAAUGCAGCAUCUUCUGGCAGCAGUAAAAUGGAAUCUACUUUGGUUCCAAAUGUACCUUUGCCCCAUGCUCUACCCCUGCCCAGGCGGGAAACUCUUCAGCAGAGCUCAAGCCUAACUCCUGUGUCUCCUGCUACUGUUGACCUCACUCUUAAGAUGGAGUCUGCACGAAAGGCAUGGGAAAACUCUCAAAGUGUUGCUGAUAAGGGUUCCCCAAUCACCUCUUCAGCUCCUCCGAUUACGAGCACACCUGCAGUUGGGGCUCCCACCAUCUCCAGCAGUGUGGUAGGCGUGCCACCAACCAACAAUGGAAAUCCUGGACCUCCUGCUCCAAGCACUGUUACGUACAACUCUUUCUCCAACGCGUCUAUGCCCCCCAUACCUGUAGCUUCAGUUACACCAACAACUUCAUUAGCAGGUGCUGGAACUUACACCACAUCUUCCCUUAGCACCAAAACCACCACAACUUCAGAUCCUCCAAAUAUCUGCAAGGUGAAACCUCAGCAACUUCAAAGUAACAGCAGCAUGCCUUCUGCAAGCCACUUCUCUCAGCUGAGUUGUAUGCCAUCACUAAUGGCCCAGCAACAGAGUCCACAGGUGUAUGUCUCCCAGUCAGCAGGGUCUGCAGCACAGAUUCCGGCUUUCUAUAUGGACACUAGCCACCUGUUCAACACUCAGCAUGCAAGAUUAGCUGCACCAACUCUAACCCAGCAGCAGGGAUUUCAGCCAGGACUUUCUCAGAUCCCGAUCCCAAUCUAUGCGCCUCUGCAAGGACAGCAUCAAGCCCAGCUAGGUUUAGGGCAUGGGCCAACUGUCUCUCAAGCCCAAGAGUUGUUCACACCAUCUCUGCAACCAUACAGGUCCCAGCAAGCGUUUUUACAGAACAACCUUUCUCAACCUUCUAUGAUGUUGUCAGGCGCAACCCUACACAAUUUCCCUGGUGUCCAACACCAAGAUCUUGCCAAAGCUCAGUCUAGCCUAGCGUAUCAACAGACAACAAACACACAAGCAAUCCCUAUCUUGUAUGAGCACCAAUUGGGCCAGGCUGGGCUAGGAGGGUCACAGCUGAUUGAUACUCAUAUUCUACAGACACGGCAAGGGUUGGGACAGCCUUCAAAUCUUUACUCAGGGCAAGUCCAACAGCCCAGUCAAACCAGUUUCUACAACACAGCGCAGUCUCCAAAUGCACUUCAGCAGAUGACCGUACCUUUACAAGGGUCACAGUUAUCCUUGCCCAAUUUUGGUUCAGCAGCUGGGCAGCCUUUAAUUGCUCUGUCUCAAGCAAUGCCACCAGCUCCACAGGCUCAGCACCAGAAUCUGUCCAGAAGUCAAGUGAACCAGGGUUACCGAGGCCUGAUCCCUACAGGCAAUCAGCAUGGAAUGAUUCCUGGCCCUGGGAAGAUAUCAGAAAUGGACCUGAAGCCCUAUGGUAGUGGCUUGGAUCACGUGAAGCCAGGUACACCGCCUGUGGGUGGAAGAAGCACCACUCCCACUUCCAGUCCUUUCCGGGCCAGUUCAACCAGUCCAAACAGCCAGUCCAGUAAAAUGAACAGUCUGGUUUACCAAAAACACCAGUUUACGUCCGCAGCCGGUGUCCGAAUUGGGCAACCACCAUUCCCUACACAGUUCCCUCCUCAGAUUCUCUCACAGCCCAACCUUGUUCCUCCUAUGGUCCGAGCACCUCAUCCAAAUUCUUUUCAACCUCCUGUUCAGCGGCCACCCAUGGGAUUGCCCAAUCAGAUGCCCGCAGGCCUGAUGAACCAUCCUCGCCUUCACCACGUGUCUCGAGCUCCGCCUAUUGCACCUUCAGGGGUUCGUGUUACUUCGACACAUGCUGCUAUGAAGGCUGAGCAGGAUUUAAAGGCAAAACAGAGAGCAGAGGUCCUACAGUCAACACACCGUUUCUUUGAGCAGCAACAGCAUCAGCAGAGCAAACCAGUUGUAUCGAAGCCCCCGAAAGCAACCCCAGCGCCUGUUAAGCCUACAGACAGCCUGCCAGAUACCACAAUGGUCCAACAGGAGAAAGUGGAAGAUAACUCAGCACCUGCAGCCCCUAUGGCCCCAGUUGCAGUGCCGACAUCCACUAAACCUAUUAGAACUGGACCAAUUAAACCUCAGGCCAUCAAAACAGAAGAGACAAAAUCAUAGAUGCAGUUUGUAGAUGGUUAUGUUUUGAGCAUUACACUGAGGUGUAUUGAUUAUUUUCAUAUAUGCUUUUUGUUUGUUUACUGAAGACACAGCAGCUCAAAGAAGUACUGUGGGUACAGCAGACGUUUUAGUUAGCAAUCAUGUGAAGGAGAUGGUGUCUGUUCUUGCUGCCCUUUCAGCAUUUUAGAUCUGAGAGGUUGACUUAUUUUUUUUUAUUUUUUUUUUCCUUAAAAUUGUCCCUGGCUGUUUAAAGAGUUUAAAAUCCAAAUGCUUACAAAACAGCAUUUUUACAUAUAAAUAUAUAUACAUACAUAUAUACACACACACACACUACGGGACUUGUAGAUCAUUUGGAUGGGCUUUUACUUCUGUAUGGUGUUUGAAAAAAGGAAAGGAAAAAGAAGGCCCUGUUAUCACUUACCUUUUUACUUUCACUAAACACACUGUGCUAGAGUAAGCUUGAGUGAAACAUGAUAUAUGUAUACCCAAACACGCUUUAUGGUCUUGUUUAGGGUUAUGCUAUUUGAUUUUAUUUCACACCGUUAUCUGGCAUUUCUCCAUAUCUGGCCUUGCAGAAAUUUGUCUGUGGGUCUUACAUGAAGACACAGAUUUAACUGUUAUGUAAUGAAAUAAAAAGUUAAUUCUUUACAUGACACUUAUCACUUAAAAUAAAUGCCGAUAUGGAAGAUGGUUUUUGACUGAAAGCUAUCUUGUUUGACACAUUGUCAAUCACUUUUCUUUUGACUCUAGCACAGGCCAUUCUGGGUAAAAAGCAAAACACAUAUUAAGGUCCACUGUGUAGUAUUGGUGAAGUAGCUGGAUUUUUUUUAUUUUUUUUGACCCCUCCUCAACACAGCUAAGCUAGAACAAUAUAAAAUAUGUCAUUGUUGCUGCUGUCAUAAAUGUUUAACGAUAUCACUCUGUAUACUGUACCUUUAAAAUCUGACCUCCUUGCGACCACAUUUGUUUUUUUCCUGAAUCAAGUUAAAUGGCAAGGUUUUUUUUCUUUUGUUUUUUUUAAUAAAAUGAAAAUUAAAAAAAAAAAAAUCCUAAUUACUGUUCUGGACAUAAUGCAAGACUGUAUAUUAUAAAAUGUAAAUGCAGCAAUGUUGUGGUAGUUUUUUUUCUUUUUUUAAUGAAAAGAAAAUGUUUUGGAGAAGAUUGUGGUGGAUCUUUUCUAAUUAUAUAAAUGGAUUAGCCAGUUAGAGAUUAGGAAGCCACAUGUCUAAAAAUAUAUUCAUUUAUAUUUAAACAAGGAAACAUUGAGGAGCAGGGGGCCAAUCUAAAUUAUAUGGCAUCUGUUGAAGGCUGGUCACCAUUUGAAUGAGUUUUUUUUUUUGCAUUCCUUUCAUUACGUCUAAGCUUGAGUUUUAACACUAUAGGCGGCAGUGAUGUAUGAUUUGGUACGGAAAUGCUUGCGCAUCAAUAAAGUUAAAUGAAAAGUCACUGUAUGAUCAAAACAUUGUAAUUUCAAAUUAUGGUUAAAGCUUGAUCAGCACAUACAUAGCUAGUUAAAUGACUGAGGUGCUUUAAUGAAGCACUUGUAGUUAGAAUAUGCUUUCAUGUUGACUUUUCCGUUUUACGUUUUAAUUUUUUUUUAAUUUUUUUUAUGGUGAAAAAAAUAUUGGUACAGCAGAAAACAAAUUUCUCCCACUCGUAUGUUUUGGCAUUGUAUAGAAUUUACCGCCAAUCUUACACCUGCAUUUUGGGAGUUUGUUUAAACCCCUAUCUACAGAAGCUGUUAGAGAAAAGAAAAAGUACAUUGUAUUAAAUAUGUAAGCUCUUUAUUUACCUUAUCCCAGUUUGAAUACAGGAACUAAUAAAGCAUUCUCUAAAUAAA